Messenger RNA from Racocetra persica, 204 nucleotides. NCBI's taxonomy places the organism in Eukaryota, Fungi, Glomeromycota, Glomeromycetes, Diversisporales, Gigasporaceae. The record is from the annotation of a GenBank genome assembly.
AACAAGCCAUCUGUUUAAUAGUUGAAGGCAGUCGGUCCAGAGAAAAUCACCUUCGACAUCGAUUAGGUGAUCUCACAAAGAAAAAUUCCUUUGUGACGAUCUCACAAAAGCAAUCUAAAUUGCUUAUUGUGGUCGUAGAACAUACCACCUGUUUAAUAAUUGAAAGCAGUCGAUCCAGAGAAAAUCACCUUCGAUAUCGAUUAG